Molecule: messenger RNA, 1377 nt
Organism: Colletotrichum gloeosporioides
Lineage: Eukaryota; Fungi; Ascomycota; Sordariomycetes; Glomerellales; Glomerellaceae
Product: General amino acid permease AGP2
Exons: 5
Coding region: 1-1377 (458 amino acids)
Biological process (GO): amino acid transmembrane transport
Cellular component (GO): membrane
Molecular function (GO): amino acid transmembrane transporter activity
Source: RefSeq, a predicted model, not a curated record
AUGGCUGAGACUCACCUAGCAAUGUCUGAUCCAAUGUCGAAGGUCCCAGAAAAGGUCGACGAGCAACAGACGGACAUUGCCAAUGGUGACUUCGGCUCUCAGAACGAAGCCUUGAGGAGACAUCUUAGUCCUCGCCAGGUGCAGUUCUUUGCCAUCGGCGGGUCCAUCGGCACUGCUCUCUUCAUCAGCAUUGGCUUUGGAUUGCUUCAUGGCGGAGCCGGAAGCCUUCUGCUUGCUUUCAUCAUCCAAGGAAUCAUGAUGACUUUUGUCACUAAUGCCAUCGCUGAGAUGACGAUCUUUAUGCCGGUCAGCGCCGCAUUCAUUCAGCAUGGUGGUGCUUGGGUUGACCAAGCCUGGGGCUUCAUGCUCGGCUGGAACUUCUUCGUUUUCGAAGCCUUUCUGCCUGCAUUUGAGAUCACUGCCGUGGAUCUUGUUUUGACCUUCUGGCGAGACGAUAUUCCUUCAGCAGCCGUCAUCACAAUUUGUAUUGCUACUUAUGGACUUACCAAUGCCUUUGGCGUCAAGUACUUCGGCGAGGCCGAGUUUUGGCUGUCUGGAGGGAAAUUGAUAUUGAUCUUACUGCUGUAUUGCUUCACAUUCGUGACGAUGUGUGGAGGAAACCCACAAAAGGAUGCCUAUGGGUUCCGAAAUUGGACUAAGCCUGAGCCAUUCCUGGAGUAUCUCUCCACUGGAACUUCGGGACGGUUUCAAGGGUUCCUGGCCGCACUUUGGCAAGCCAAUUUCAUCAUGUAUCUAGCCACCUGCGCAGGUGAAGUUCAACGCCCACGAACAUCACUCAAAACCGCAUUUCGAAGCGUGUAUGUUCGCUUUGUCUUAUUCUUUAUUCUCGGUGCUAUUUGCGUCGGUAUUGUGCUGUCGGCCAGAGACCCCACCCUCGUCAAGGUCCUCGGUUCCGGAGAGACUGGCACAAGUGCAUCAUCGGUCUACGUAAUCGCUAUGAGGAAUAUGGGCGUCGAUGCCCUGCCUCAUGCUGUUAACGCACUUCUCUUGACAAGCAUUUACUCAGCUGGCGACUGCUACAUGUUCACCGCUAUACGGAGCCUGUACGCACUUGCUCAAGGUGGUCAUGCGCCAAAGUUCCUCAUAAAGACGACGAAAAAUGGUGUGCCCAUCUACUGUUUCGCAGUCUCGGUCGGAUUUUCAUGUCUGGCAUACCUAAAGCUCAGCUCUAGCACGGUAACGGUGCUAAACUGGUUCAUUAACCUGGCUACCAGUGGACAACUGGUGACAUAUAUCGCCUGCUGUGUCAACUAUCUAUUCUUUUACAGGGCAUUAAGUGCACAAAAUUAUAAUCGCAAAGACCUUCCAUACUAUGGGUGGUUCCAACCGUACAGCACCUGGAUUGCGCUCAUCUAG